GGAGCCAAUUACACGGAUUAGCAGCAGAACUGACGCACAAAAUGACCGAUAAAAUUGACCUCAACAAAGCCCCCGAAAGCUAUGCGCCCUACACUUUCAACCUGUCGGACAAGUUCAAAAUUAUGGCACAGGAUGAGCUGCGCGAAGAUGACGAUAUGCGGGACAAUGCUCUGAAGCAGUUCCGCGAGUGGAUUGCCAAACAUCCGCUUAUCAGGAAGUGUCGUACGGAUGCACCGUUUCUGUUGAGGUUCCUGCGCACGAAAAAGUUCUCCAUUCCGGCUGCAACGGAGAUGCUGGAGAAGUACCUGACGAUCAGGCAGAUGUAUCCGCACUGGUUCUUCAAGCUGGACAUUAACGACCCGGACCUGGAAGCGAUCAUUGACAGUGGGUAUCUGUAUUCGUUGCCAGAGCGUGAUGAGCAGGGCCGUAAGCUCAUGUUCUCCAAUGCCGGAAAGUUUGACACGAGUCGGUUCACCUCCACACAGCUGAUCAAGAUCCACUCGAUGGUGCUGGAGGCGCUGCAGGACGAGGAGGAAUCACAGAUCUCGGGAUACAUUCACGUGACGGAUGACUCGGAGCUGAACAUUGGAUUUCUGGGCAUUUGGUCGUUUACGGACAUCCGCAAUCUGGCCCACUGUAUGCAGAACUCGCUGCCGAUGCGCCAGAAGGAGAACCACUUUGUUAACCUGCCCUCGUUCGCGAACAAGCUGUCCGAGUUCAUACUGUCGGUGUUGAGUGAGAAGCUGCGCAACCGCGUCUUCGUGCACCGGGGCUGGGACGAGCUGAAGACCAAAAUCAAUCCGAAGUUGCUUCCGAAGGAGUACGGUGGCACCGUACCGGAGGCGGAGUGUAUCGCUUUGUUCAAGAAACAGCUCAAGGAGCGCCGUGAUAUCGUGUUAGCGCUGGACGAAAUGGAGAUCGAGAUCAACAAGAGUACGAUCCCGUGGGCUGACAGCACGGAUGCAGACAUCGCGAGUGGUGUCAUCGGAAGCUUCCGUAAGCUGGAAGUGGAUUAA
Anopheles moucheti is the source of this 1016-nucleotide messenger RNA. RefSeq names its product clavesin-1-like. Gene Ontology annotation, cellular component: membrane. NCBI's taxonomy places the organism in Eukaryota, Metazoa, Arthropoda, Insecta, Diptera, Culicidae. Gene Ontology annotation, molecular function: phosphatidylinositol bisphosphate binding. The coding region runs from base 42 to 1016 and encodes 324 amino acids. The transcript is spliced from 2 exons. The record is from RefSeq and is a predicted model, not a curated record.